This is a messenger RNA of Osmerus eperlanus (European smelt), 3515 nucleotides long. RefSeq names its product protein Wnt-5a-like. Gene Ontology annotation, biological process: canonical Wnt signaling pathway; neuron differentiation; multicellular organism development. The transcript has 5 exons. The record is from RefSeq and is a predicted model, not a curated record. Lineage: Eukaryota; Metazoa; Chordata; Actinopteri; Osmeriformes; Osmeridae. Gene Ontology annotation, cellular component: extracellular region. Gene Ontology annotation, molecular function: cytokine activity; frizzled binding. The coding region runs from base 928 to 2076 and encodes 382 amino acids.
UCCAAGCUCCUCUAAAGACGCAGAUCUUCACUCGCCGACCCAUCUCUCAUGCGCGCACUCACUCAACUCGUCGUUUGGAGAUACACCUUCACGAGCGAGUUUGGAGAGUAUUUUCGAUCGUUUUCGAUUCACAUUUUUUCCCGCUAACUAAAGAUUUUUACGAUUUUUCAUUGUAGGAUUUUCAUUGUAGGAUUGCGGAUUUGGCCGAGUUGGAGUUCAUGCAGAAUGGAGGAUGAGUUAAGAAACUCGCGUUUGUGGCGAGGACCCCACUGUGAAUGUGUCCGCAGGUAGAAGCGCUCUGAAGUGAAGGUGUCAACGGUUGGAUCUAAUCUCUCUCUGCACGCUUUUUGUUCGUUUACUUGUUUGACACAUUUCUACAUCUCUGUUGCCUUUACACUUUGAAUGGGAACUUCGGAGAAAAAGUAGGCCACUAGCCUUGAGAAAACCGGCAAAAGUUUACUGCUGACGUUUCUUGCCAGAGGCAUCAAGUUUCCUGUGAAUGUUUUAUUUGUCAUUAAGUGUUUCCGCUAAAUCACGCCCACGUUUGUUAAAGGCACUAAUUAUUCCGAUUGCUUUUGGACAUUGUAAAUAGCAGCCUGCUCUCUUCACAAGCUGUCCUCUCUCCAGUCUCGCGCAAGGAGCGCGUUCACUGAUUACCUAUCGCCCAUGCAAGUCUACCAACACCAAGCCCCAUCAGCUGCAGGGCCAUUGUCAUCAUCACCGUUAUUCAACAUAAAUCGGACACUUUACCGUCCAGCUCGAUCUCGGUAGUACUCUUUGGAUAGUACAAAACCCGUGGCCUGCUCCAGGAAAGAAAGUAGACUUAAAUUCACCAGGGACUGCAUUGGAAUUAUUCAGGUGAUCAUCAUUUCCAAAAGUGGAUUAUUGUUCCAGUCGCGCACGCUGUUCACCUAGAUCGACUCCACUAUGUAUCCAAGGCUGGGCUGUGUGUGUCGGCCCCUGGCACUGCGUGCCUGGUGGCCCUCAGGCGGGGUGCUGGACUCCAGACACUGUGUCUUUGCCCUCACACUCCUGACCCUGCUCAUGCAGGUCGUGGUGGAGGCCAACUCCUGGUGGUCUCUGGCCAUGAAUCCCCUCCUGAUCCCAGAGGCCUACAUCAUCGGCGCCCAGCCCCUGUGCAGCCAGCUGCUGGGGCUGUCCCAGGGCCAGAAGAAGCUGUGCCAGCUCUACCAGGACCACAUGCAGUACAUCGGCGAGGGCGCCAAGACGGGGAUCCGGGAAUGCCAGUUCCAGUUCCGCCACCGCAGGUGGAACUGCAGCACGGUGGACAACUCCUCUGUCUUUGGCAGGGUGAUGCAGAUAGGAAGCAGAGAGACGGCGUUCACCUAUGCCAUCAGCGCAGCGGGGGUGGUGAACGCGGUGAGCCGCGCCUGCAGAGAGGGGGAGCUCUCCAGCUGCGGCUGCAGCCGCGCGGCGCGCCCCAAGGACCUGCCGCGCGAUUGGCUGUGGGGCGGCUGCGGCGACAACCUCAUGUACGGCUACAGGUUCUCCAAGGAGUUUGUGGACGCGCGCGAGAGGGAGAAGAGCUUCCCCAAAGGCUCGUACGAAAGCUCCAGGCUGCAGAUGAACAUCCACAACAACGAGGCAGGGAGGAGGACUGUGUCGGACCUGGCCCACGUCUCCUGUAAGUGUCACGGCGUGUCCGGCUCCUGCAGCCUGAAGACCUGCUGGCUGCAGCUGGCCGACUUCCGCAAGGUGGGCGACGCCCUCAAGGAGAAGUACGACAGCGCCGCCUCCAUGAAGCUCAACUCGCGAGGCAAGCUGGUCCAGCAGCACAGCAAGUUCAACGCCCCCACCAGCAACGACCUGGUCUACAUCGACAGCAGCCCAGACUACUGCCUGGCCGACCAGAGCACCGGCUCCCUGGGCACCGUGGGCCGGCUCUGCAACAAGACCUCUGAGGGGAUGGAUGGGUGCGAGCUCAUGUGCUGUGGGCGGGGUUACGACCAGUACAAGGCCCAGAUAGUGGAGAGGUGUCACUGUAAGUUCCACUGGUGCUGCUACGUCAAGUGCAAGCGCUGCACCAAAACUGUGGACCAGUUCGUCUGCAAGUGAGGAGAGCUCGCGCGUGUGUGUGUGUGUGCGCGCACGUGUUUCCGCAAGAGGAGGAUUCCAUGGUGUCAAAGAGAAAGAAUGAGAGAGAGAACGAAAGGAAGACAAAAAACAAUAUAAAUUAUAUUUAUAGAGUUAAACAAUUAUACCGUUGCAAGAGACUGACACUUUUGUUUUAGUUGCAAAAAAAUAUUCUUACGUCUUCGGAAACUGAGAAAUAUCGUGAAAUAUUUAUUUUCUGAGUUCAUUUUUAUUUUUUAUUUUUUUGCCCAAUCAUGACAAACUUAUUUUAACCCUUAUGCUUUAACCUGUCUGCAAACAAUUGGCAGGUUUGGUUUCUAGUCCAACACAUCCCAUCAGGCAUUUGGCAUGUCGUCACCAUGACUGUGAAAUAGGACUACUCAUCCUUUUUCAUACAAAUAGUUUGAUUUUGUAUCCGAUAUCAAGCACCAACACAAGAUGAUGACAACACUGAGAUGACACGUAAAUAUUCCACUGCAUUGAUCUCUCUAGUCAUGAAUCCACAGGCUCGGUACCAAGCCUAACCCCAUCCUCUCAGCCCUUCCUGCGUCCUGCUCCAGCUGUGUGGGGGAGGCUGCAGGCUGGAGGGGAGAGGGGGGGUGGGAGGGCAUUAUUGGGAGCGGGGCCCUAGCGCCCCCCAUCCUGUGUGAGCUAUCAGAUCUAGUUGAAGAUGCUUGAGCUAGCCCUCUAGCAAAUGCACUUUGAACCAGUGGCCUUAACCCAGACUGGAUGUCCAGUAGUUUAAACUCAGUAAUAUACCAUAUUAUAGUUUACCUUAUUUUCCAUAUUACUGCAGAUAUUCACAUAACAUAUAUGAUACUUACAUGGUUUGAAUAUAUAUGGGCAAUUUUGUGGUUGCGCAAUGGUGAAUUACUCAUUUUUCUGUGUAUAUAGUACGUCUAACCAACCAAUCAUUAAAUUGUAUGUAUUUAUUUUCUUUUAUUCAGAUCCUCUUUUAAAGCUUUUAGGACAAAAAUGACAGCAACAAACCCACCUCAGUUUGUCUUUUGGACGUUCUCCAAAUCACUUCUUCUGAUUCACUUUCACUCUAAUUAGGGCUUCACUGUACACUGUGUUCUUAAAGGGAAAGGCACCUUCUGUUUAUCACAGAUGUUCAUCAAAGUUGUCACUUUUUUUCUUUUUUUUUUUCUUCACCUGCAUUUCACAUUUGUUAGAAUCGUUUCCACAUUGCUAAAUACCACUCAGUUACUGCUCACUGUCCCUGUGAUUCUUGUUAACACACAUUAACCAAUCCAACCUGUAUAUUUAUAACUUUCUCGAAUUAAGUGAGGUUUGCUAAACAUAAUGACUUAUAGCUGUUCUUUUGUUGCUUUAUGAAAUUGGAUUCAUUGCUCUACUUUGUCUCAAUAAAUAUCCAAACAAUAAACCAGCACACUAGUGUUUAACUUUUCAUGAACAUA